AUUCAUUUAACUUGCGAUACAAAUGUCAAACUCACGAGUGUCGAACUGAUGAGUGUGGUUUUCCAGUGGCUGGAGGAAUAAUAAUAAUUUGCUUAAAAGCAAAUGAUUCAUCUGAAAAGGCAAUAUUUCGAUUUUCAACUGAAACAAUUACGAACAAAAGAGACGGUGCACAAUGCAUGGUGUUGAUUCGUUGUGUUUGGACAACGUGGAAAAGUGUGCAAGUGGUGACAGUCCAAUUUAUUCACUGAAUAAAACCGUAAUGCUGCCGAUAGAAGAACGAUGUGAUGAACCGACCAAUUUAACGCUGUUCAAUUGUACCGAAGAGGAAUAUCUACUAUAUCAACGUGGUGAUAGAGUUGGGAACUUGUCAAUCGCAAUUCCAGCCACUAUUGCCUACACAUUCAUUUUGCUGGCUGGAUUGAUUGGAAAUAUAACCGUUUGCAUUAUUAUCAUCAGAAAUCGCGAGCUACACACCAGCACCAAUUACUAUCUAUUCAAUUUGGCCAUUGCAGAUUUGCUGUACAUGUUGCUCGGGUUGCCGUUUGAAAUAUACAUGUUUUGGCAUCAAUAUCCGUGGCCGUUCGAUUUGAGUUUUUGCAAAAUUCGUUCACUCUUUUCGGAUGCAUGUUCGUAUGCAUCGGUAUUGACAAUCGUGGCAUUCUCGGUGGAACGGUAUUUGGCCAUUUGUCAUCCAUUUUCGUCGUACGUAAUAGCAAGUUUGCGUCGUGUCCUGUAUGUGAUUGCAGUGAUUUGGAUAUUUAGCUUAAUCAGCGCAGCACCGGUUGCCUACUAUCGUCACAUACGAUACCUUCGUUAUCCACCGCCCGACGGACCAAAUAUGCCCGAAUCAGCCGUUUGUACACUCAACUCUAAUUUCAAGGGACUCUAUGAAAUAUCAACACUCGUGUUUUUUAUCAUACCACUAACGGUGCUGAUCAUCAUGUAUCAUCAAAUUGCAACGAAACUGAAUAUGCGCGAAGAAAACCAUAACAAUGGACAAUUCAGUGCAUGCGCCAAAGACGAUACCAAAACCAAACAGUUACGUGCAAAAAAGAAAAUUGUUCGUAUGCUUGUUGCCAUUGUUAUCACAUUUUUCAUUAGCUGGGCACCGUUCCAUGCGCAACGUUUAGUGUUUGUUUACGGUCGAGAUUGGAGUAAUUACUAUGAGAUCAACGAAAUGCUGUUCACAAUUGCCGGCGUUUUUUACUAUUUAUCCUGUACAAUCAACCCGAUCAUUUAUAAUGUCAUGUCGCAUCGCUAUCGGGCCGCAUUUCGACGCACAUUUUGUUGCGAACACGAUACUGGGAAAGCAUCAGUCACAUAAAAUAUUCGGGCCCAUUGAAUUGAAUUACAAUUAAUUUUUCGCAUCUUUUGUUAUUGUUGUUGUUGUUGUUGCUGAAAAUUUCGAUUUUCAGAAGAAGAAUAAUAAAAAAGAAAAUACAUGAACAAGUGA
Molecule: messenger RNA, 1453 nt
Organism: Sitodiplosis mosellana (orange wheat blossom midge)
Lineage: Eukaryota; Metazoa; Arthropoda; Insecta; Diptera; Cecidomyiidae
Product: neuropeptides capa receptor-like
Exons: 2
Coding region: 173-1324 (383 amino acids)
Biological process (GO): neuropeptide signaling pathway
Cellular component (GO): plasma membrane
Molecular function (GO): neuromedin U receptor activity
Source: RefSeq, a predicted model, not a curated record